This is a messenger RNA of Copidosoma floridanum, 850 nucleotides long. RefSeq names its product YEATS domain-containing protein 4 Gas41 (gene Gas41). The record is from RefSeq and is a predicted model, not a curated record. Lineage: Eukaryota; Metazoa; Arthropoda; Insecta; Hymenoptera; Encyrtidae. Gene Ontology annotation, biological process: regulation of DNA-templated transcription.
AUUUACUGGAUAGUUCUGAUCAGUUGAUCUCUUAUACGGUGUUCAAAUAAGCAACUAAUAAACAUAAUACCUAUACAUACAUAUAUACUUUUCACCUUGCAACUUUUCGUUACCGUUAGUCGAAUCGAGAGUUUAUCUCUACUGCUUCAGGAUGAGAUAUUCACAAAUGUCAUGUACAACUGAAUUUGGUCCCGACUCGGGAGGCAGAGUAAAGGGUGUGACUAUUGUUAAGCCAAUUGUGUAUGGUAAUAUUGCACGCUAUUUUGGCAAAAAAAGGGAAGAAGAUGGCCAUACCCAUCAGUGGACGGUUUACGUCAAGCCCUACAACAAUGAGGAUAUGUCGGCUUACGUUAAGAAAAUUCAUUUCAAACUCCAUGAGAGUUACAACAAUCCAAAUAGGAUAGUGACAAAGCCACCCUACGAAUUGACGGAAACUGGCUGGGGAGAAUUCGAAAUUGUCAUCAAAAUUUAUUUUCAUGAUCCCAACGAAAGACCUAUCACGGCCUACCACGUCUUAAAAUUAUUUCAAACGUCACCUGAUGGCCAAGUCAUAAAAAAGAGCUUGGUAUCCGAGUCGUACGAUGAAAUCAUAUUUCAAGAUCCUACCGCUCUCAUGCAACAUUUGUUGAACUCAACAAAACCACUGACCAACGGUGUCUGGCGACAUGAAACUGACUUUGAAGCUAAAAAAGAACAAGCUCUCCAGGAAAUAUUAGAUGCUAAGACUAAGAUAAAAAACGAGAUCGUAGAGUUUAAAGAAAAAUUGACACUAGCAAAGGAAACAAUUGCUAAGUUUAAAGACGAAAUAGCAAAAAUUUCGAAAAACAGUGGAGCUUCUACUGUAACUUGA